CCAAAUACAAAUAAUUCACCCUAUUAACCAAAGUAUUAUCUGAAUUUCUCAACCACCAAAAAAAAUGGAGAACCUAGGACACCACAAAACCGUGAAUUUUGAUUAAUGGUAUCGAGAGAGCGUACGUAGAUGAGAUGGAUUGUCUCAAGUUCGCCUCGUCCACUCCUUCUCGCCGCUCUGGGAUGUUUGGGAAACAGUUGAAUUCCUCUCUUCUCACGAUUGAUUCUUCCACACAGUUCUUCUGUUGCAAGGCUGAUUUUGCUGCUGCAUCUUCAAGUAUUCAAUUAUCAAAUACUAGACAUUCUUGCGGAUUUUCGUCAAGUAUUGCGAAAGGAAAAUGGACCUCAAAAUCAAGUAGUUCUACCAACCAUUGGAUAUUACAUUCUACAGCACAGAUAGAUAAUACAAUCACAAGCAAUGAAGAUCGAAGUAUGUGGGAAGCAUGUAAACAAGCUCUUUCCGCGUUUAACUUCAGCGACGAAGAAAAGGACAAGAUACUUGGAAAAGCAUUUGGUCUUGUUCAUUCUCCGUAUUGGGGAGAAGAUCGUAAGAAGGAAGUUCCCAAAUCGGAGACGGUUAAUGGAACAUUAGAAUAUCUAAGGAGUUUAAAUCUUUCCGACGACGAUCUUUCCAAGUUGCUCAAAAAAUUUCCCGAAGUUCUUGGAUGUAACUUAGAGGAAGAUUUGAAAGUGAAUAUCAAGAUCCUGAAGGAUCAGUGGAGUAUUGAAGGAAAAUCUCUUAGGAGCCUUCUCCUUCGAAAUCCGAAAGUUUUGGGCUAUAAUGUUGAUUGUAAAGGAGAUUGUAUGGCACAAUGCACUAGAUGCUGGGUUCGAUUCUAGCUGAUCGGAUGAAAUGCGUCUUUCUGUAAUAUUAGUUUACUGCAGCAUAUGAUGAUAUAUCACACCAACUGAACCUUGUACCAGUUAGUUUCUGCUCAAAACAAAUAAGUGAUUCAAGGGUCUUUAGAGGGAGAACACUUUUCAUGCCUUCUAUACCAAACAUUUCCCAAGUAUGUGUAUGCAACUUAUUGAAAAUAUAAAACCAUAGUUUGUA
This is a messenger RNA of Lathyrus oleraceus (garden pea), 1053 nucleotides long. RefSeq lists its product as uncharacterized. Lineage: Eukaryota; Viridiplantae; Streptophyta; Magnoliopsida; Fabales; Fabaceae. The record is from RefSeq and is a predicted model, not a curated record. The transcript is spliced from 3 exons. Gene Ontology annotation, molecular function: double-stranded DNA binding. Gene Ontology annotation, biological process: regulation of DNA-templated transcription. Bases 135 to 839 code for a protein of 234 amino acids.